Molecule: messenger RNA, 10571 nt
Organism: Zootoca vivipara (common lizard)
Lineage: Eukaryota; Metazoa; Chordata; Lepidosauria; Squamata; Lacertidae
Gene: PIK3C2B
Product: phosphatidylinositol-4-phosphate 3-kinase catalytic subunit type 2 beta
Biological process (GO): cell migration; phosphatidylinositol-mediated signaling; phosphatidylinositol 3-kinase/protein kinase B signal transduction
Cellular component (GO): cytoplasm; phosphatidylinositol 3-kinase complex; plasma membrane
Molecular function (GO): phosphatidylinositol binding; 1-phosphatidylinositol-3-kinase activity; 1-phosphatidylinositol-4-phosphate 3-kinase activity
Source: RefSeq, a predicted model, not a curated record
AUGUAUGGCUACAUACAACAAGUCCUUCUGCUGUGGUGUGGCAGAGGGAUGCACAUAAUGUUCCCUGCCUCUAUGUUUUCAGAUGCAGUGUGUAUCAUUACAGGAGUCAAAUUAUUUGGUACCUUUCCUAGCAUUCACCAAAACCAAACUCUUAGUCCUUAGUAGAAGUUUUUUAUUCCUCCAGAGAUUAUUUGUAGCUACAUCUCAGAAAAUGUGGCAUCUCAAUGGAUAUAACUGUUUUCUAUGCUAAGUUAAGCCAUCAGAAAGUGGUUAGGGAAUGCCUGCCAUAAGGCUACCUACUCUGUCCCCGUCCCCCCCCCCCCCGCUUUUCCCCACACAUAUUAUGAUACAAUUGUUCAAGGAUCUCGUGGAAGCUUUUAUAUGUGCAGCUAUAGGUGCAAAGGCCACCACCCAAGGAUGCUUGUGUUCUUCAGUGUGGACAUUUGGGUAGAGGGUCAACUGAAAUGGUGUUUAAGCCCAACUAAGUACAACCAAGCAUUAUAAAAGGAAUUGAAAAGGAACAGAGACAAAGUUUGCGUGUUUUGAGUGAUGGUUUGUGAACCUAUCAUGGUUUUGAUCAGCUUUUGAUUUCUAGGCAUUUGAAUUUGACAGCAUUUGAAAUGUACGAAUUAAAUGCAAGGCUCUUUAAUAUUGCUGUAAGAUGCUUAUAAUGUUUCUGUCCACCAAUAGCAGCUCUUUUCUGUGGGGGGGGGCAAAGGGUUAAUUGCUGCUCCCUGUGUGCUACGCUUCCGAUUCUGAUCACCCCCAACUGCUUCCUUUCUUAAAAGAGCAACAACCUCAAGCCCUCCCCAACAUACUGAAUAGAUUUAACAUAGUUUGGUUGCUUAGAUUUCAAGUCCCCAUGGAGCUGUAUCCUGUGUGGCUCAUAGGCAUGCCUUUUCACAGUAAUCCAACCCUACCAGUCUGCAUGCUCCUGGUUCUCUACCCAUAGUACCUGCUUAACAUAUGGAAACAACAUAUCACUUCUCCAUUUCCCCAGGUUAUGAAGACAGGACCUUGGAGGACAGCUAUUGCUUCAUCAGUGAGGCAGCUCAGACUGGGAGCUUACAUAGGAGCUGGUGGCUCCCCCCCCUUCCUGGCUCUCAGCCAGGCCCCGAUUCAAGCAGUUGUUUCCAUAUGCUUCUUGGUCCUUCUGAGUAGCCUUAAGUAUAGCUUAGUUGGACACUUCAGCAGCAGCUGGUACUGAAGGUCCUGCUUUUCUAAGUCAUUUCUUCUGUUUAUAGGAAGUAGGGUUGCUCUGGGAGGCAGAAGGAAACCUUGUCAGCCUGUGAGUUUUGUUUUUUCUCCAGUUCUCAUUUUUCCAAUCUUAAGUUCAGUUUGCACCAGUUUGCAUUUUUUUAAAGUCCUCAUGAAAAUAUGCGGUUGUGCUAGUAGGCUCUUGACCUAACAUGCAAACUUUUGCAAGCAAUUUUCCCUAAUAUAAUUCAUUUUACGCUGUUUUCAGUAAUAUGUGUGCUUUUAUGCAUGCAUCCUCUAAUAUACACUGACUUUUCAGGAUCCCUGGCAGCAUGGAGAUCUGCUGAAGGGUCCUGCUCCCCUUUCUGCUCCUCUAGGAAGACCAUUUGUUGCAUUCAUCACCCAGUCCCACAACAUUAGGUCUCUUCUCUGUGCGGGACCCACUUUCCGUUUGACCAUUUUGCACGAAAAUGCUGAACUGAAAGGCAGAGCUCUUGUGGAAGUGCACAGAAACAGCUGCCUAGGAUGCUUCUGGAAUAACAGAUUCUGAACUUCUUUCCUGUUCCUCAUCCUGACUUAAAUGUCACCAUGGGAAUUCAUUGUCCCACUUGUAUGUUGCCUCUACUGAAGCUUGCUGGCACACAUCGGCCGCCUUGAAAGGGCUGUGUACAUCUGUUGUGCUAUUUAUAUGAUCCACACAACAGCAGUCAACGGGAAUGACAGUGUCCAGUAAAAACUUUUUUCCAAAAGACGUGAGUUCAUCCUGGCUGUUAUAGGUCCUGUUUCCCAGAAGCUACAGCUUCUGAAAUGUCCCAUGAUCCUCGGGCCAAUUGUUUCCUGUCAGUAAACAAGGAUUGGAUAGAGUAUUUGCAUCUUCGCUUACCUUCCCAAUCCUUUUUUUAAGGAUCCUAAGAAGAAUCGCAUAGCAAUUAUUUUAUAGAAGAAAUCCUUUGCUGUAAAAGAUUCUUGGAAACAGGGGGUAUCCAUGGGGAUAUCCUUUCCUCGCUGCUGCUGGGAUUGUGAAUGGGUCAAUGGUGUAUUUUUAGACAUAAGAGUAGAUGACAAAUACCUCUGGCAUCUGAAGGAUAUAAAUACAAGCAAGCUCUGCAUCGUCACUAAACUUCACGGGACCAACUCUCCCCGUACGCUCAGUGAAAAAUGUUGUCAGAAGCUGCUGGCAGAGGUUAUACCACUUCUCAGCAUUACCCUGUGGCCAAUGGCUAUGAGCUGUUUGAGGUUUCUGAGGAGAAGGAUGAAGAGGUUGCUGCUUUCUGCCAUAUGCUGGAUGUACUUAGAUCUGGCUACAGUACCAAGGACUAUUCCCUUACUGGUUUUGUCUGGAGUGCUGUCAACCUCAGUCGUGAACACCUUGGCCAUGGAGUCAGCUUGAAAGUGACUGUGGUUUACGACAGCCUGCAGGAGCCUCUCACUUUUACUUGUGACUGCUCCUCCACCGUGGACUUGCUCAUCUAUCAGACUUUGUGCUACACUCAUGAUGACUUGUGUGACAUCGAUGUGGAUGACUUCGUUCUCAAACUGUGUGGCCUUGAGGAAUUCCUGCAAAACAAACAUCCACUGGGAAGUCAUGAAUAUAUCCAGCACUGCAGGAAGUUUGACAUUGAUAUCCGGCUGCAGCUGAUGAAGAGGAAGGCUGUGCGCACUGACUUGGCUAGGACGGUGAACGAUGACCAGAGUCCUUCCACGCUCAACCACUACGUUCACCUCCAGGAAAGGCCAAUCAAGCAGACCAUCACCAGGCAGGCCUUGAGUCUCCUCUUCGAUACCUUCCACAACGAGGUCGAUGCAUUCCUAGCCGUGGAGGGAGAUGUCCAAGUGAACGCAGAACGAGUGAUCCAGUCUGUCAUGGCCAUUUGCAAUGCUCUGGCUGCUGUGGAGUCCCAGGAGAUCACAGGAGCCCUGAAUCAACUGCCACCCUGUCCAUCUCGCAUGCAGCCCAAAAUCCAGAAGGAUCCAAAGGUUUUGGCCAUGAGGGAAAACAGAGAGAAGGUUGUGGAAGCUUUGACGGCCUCCAUCUUGGAUCUGGUGGGGCUCUACUGCAACACAUUCAAUGCCGACUUUCAGACCGCGAUUCAUGGGAACCGAAAACAUUGCCUCUCCCAAGAGGCCCGGCUUCUCUCCUGCCCCCUCUCCUUCACCGUCUAUGCCACUCACCGCAUACCCAUAACCUGGGCGGCAAGCUAUGAAGAUUUCUAUCUCUCCUGCUCACUCAGUCAUGGUGGCAAAGAGCUCUGCAGCCCCUUGCAAACCCGAAAAGCUCAUGUGUACAAGUACCUCUUCCAUCUCAUCAUUUGGGACCAGCAAAUCUGCUUCCCGGUCCAAGUGAAUCGCCUCCCGCGAGAGACUCUCCUGACAGCCACGCUCUAUGCCACUCCAAUCCCGCCUCCCGGGAGUUCUUCCGAGACCAACAAGCAGCGCCGUGUCCCAGAGGUUUUGGGCUGGGUCACCACACCACUCUUCAACUUUCGGCAGGUCCUGACCUGUGGACGGAAGCUCCUGGGUUUGUGGCCAGCGACUCAAGACCCGUCUAGUGCCAGGUCAAGUGCUCCCAACUUCAACCAGCCUGACAGUGUUAUUCUGCAGAUUGACUUCCCCAAUUCAGCAUUUGAAGUCAAGUUUACCAGUCCACCGGCAGCCGAUUUCAGUCCCCAGUACAACUUCAACAGCCUCUUUGAGGGAGACCAGCAGAAGCUGAAGGAGGUGAUGCAGAAGGAAUCGUUUUAUUGGCUAACAGAUGCCGACCGGAAGCGGCUGUGGGAGAAGCGCUAUUACUGCCACUCUCAGCCGGGCUCCCUGCCUCUGCUUCUUGCCAGUGCCCCGAGCUGGGAGUGGGCCUGCUUGCCUGACAUCUAUGCCCUGCUGAAGCAAUGGACUCACAUGAAUCACCAAGAUGCUCUUGGGCUACUGCAUGCAGCGUUCCCAGAUCAGGAAGUGAGGAGGACAGCUGUGCAGUGGAUUGAUUCCAUAUCUGAUGCUGAGCUACUGGAUUAUCUGCCCCAGCUGGUACAGGCUCUGAAAUAUGAAUGCUACCUGGACAGUCCCUUGGUGCGGUUUCUUAUGAAGCGAGCCGUCUGUGACCUGAGGAUAACUCACUAUUUUUUCUGGCUGUUGAAAGAUGGUCUCAAGGAUUCUCAGUUCAGCAUCCGUUACCAGUAUCUGCUGGCAGCUCUGUUGUGCUGCUGUGGCAAGGGCCUGCGAGAGGAGUUUGACCGCCAGUGCUGGCUAGUGAACACCCUGGCUAAGUUGGCUCAGCAGGUUCGUGAGGCCGCUCCUUCAUCGCGACAGGCCAUUCUUCGUGAGGGGCUGGAGGAUGUAAAGCAGUUCUUCAAUGUUAAUGGCUCCUGCCGCCUACCGCUCAGCCCCAGCCUGCUGGUGAAGGGGAUUGUGCCCAGGGACUGUUCUUAUUUCAACUCCAAUGCGGUUCCUCUGAAGCUCUCCUUCCUGAAUGUUGACCCUCUUGGGGAGAAUAUCCGUGUCAUUUUUAAGUGCGGAGAUGACCUCCGGCAGGACAUGCUAACUUUGCAGAUGAUCCGCAUAAUGAACAAGAUCUGGGUGCAAGAAGAUCUGGACAUGCGCAUGGUCAUAUACCGUUGUUUUUCUACUGGUCGAGGUCGAGGGAUGGUAGAGAUGAUUCCUAACGCAGAGACUCUACGAAAGAUCCAGGUGGAGCAUGGGGUGACAGGCUCCUUCAAGGAUCGUCCCCUGGCAGACUGGCUGCAGAAGCACAACCCCAAAGAGGAUGAAUACGAGAAGGCAGUGGAGAACUUCAUCUACUCAUGCGCUGGCUGCUGUGUAGCUACUUACGUGCUGGGAAUCUGUGAUCGGCACAACGACAACAUCAUGCUCAAGACCACAGGGCACAUGUUCCACAUUGACUUUGGCAGGUUUCUGGGCCAUGCUCAGAUGUUUGGCAACAUCAAGAGGGACCGAGCUCCAUUUGUCUUCACAUCAGACAUGGCUUAUGUCAUCAACGGCGGUGACAAGCCCUCCAGCCGCUUCCAUGACUUUGUAGAUCUCUGCUGCCAGGCCUACAACCUGAUCCGCAAACAUACCCAUCUCUUCCUCAACCUUUUGGGCCUGAUGCUCUCCUGUGGGAUCCCUGAGCUUUCUGACCUUGAAGACCUAAAGUACGUUUAUGAUGCGUUGAGACCACAGGACUCUGAGGCAGAUGCCACCACCUAUUUCACCAGGUUGAUAGAGUCCAGCCUCGGCAGUGUUGCCACGAAGCUCAACUUCUUCAUUCACAAUCUGGCGCAGAUGAAGUUUGCGGCUUCCGACUCCCGACCGAUGCUCUCCUUUGCCCCCCGUGUGCACACAAUCAAGACGUCCAGCCGGAUCCUUGAUGUCUUCCUCUGCCGUCACGAAAAAGUCUUCAAUCCCAGCAAGGGCUUUAUAUACAUUGUGAAGGUGAAGCGAGAGAACCCCUCUGAAGUCACCUACAUCCAGCGUACCUUUGAAGAGUUCCAGGAACUGCACAACAAGAUGCGCCUCAUCUUCCCCUCUUCACAUCUCCCCAGCUUUCCUAGCAGGUUUGUGAUUGGACGCUCACGAGGAGAAGCAGUGGCUGAGAGGAGGAGAGAAGAACUGAAUGGCUACAUCUGGCAUCUGAUCCAUGCAGCUCCUGAGGUGGCCGAGUGUGACCUGGUGUACACGUUUUUCCACCCCCUCCCAAGGGACGAAGUUGCUGCAGGUACCAAUCCAGCACCCAAACUGCCUGAUGCAUCAUGGUCCCAACCUGUUGGAAAACUGGGCGGGGAGGUGAAGCUGUCUGUAUCCUACAAGAACAACAAGCUAUUUAUCAUGGUGAUGCAUAUCCGAGGCCUGCAGCCUAUUCAAGACAGCAGUGAUCCCGACCCGUAUGUUAAGAUCUACCUUCUGCCCGACCCCCAGAAAACCACCAAGAGGAAAACGAAAGUCGCUAGAAAAACAUGCAACCCUACUUACAAUGAAAUGCUUGUCUAUGAUGGGAUUCCUAAAGGAGACCUCCACCAACGGGAACUGCAUCUGAGUGUCCUGAGUGAAGAGGGCUUUUGGGAGAACAUCCUCCUUGGGGAGGUCAUUAUCCGACUGCGGGACCUGGAUCUGACACAGGAGAAGAUGGGCUGGUUUGAACUGGGCUCUAGGAGUCACGGGACCAUGUGAAGAGGAGCAGCAAGGCAGUCACUGUGUCUUUGGAACCACUCUGGCCCCAUGGGAGUCCCUGGGAAUUGGUGCAUGUUCCAGGAGUUCUAUCCUGGUUUAUCGGAAAGGAUGUAGUUUCCUGCAAAUAAGGACGGACGGAUGUAGUUUCUCUGCAAAUGAAGGGUUAAUUUCCUGUGGAGAGUGAGCAUUUUGGGGUGGAGUCAUGAUAGGAAAUUCAUUUGUGACUUAAAAUGGCUGCCAUAGACUUACCUUUUUUAUACAUUUUCCUUGUGUCAAGGGAGCAAUGACUUAUGGGGGGGUGGAGAAAGAAUAGGGGGCACCCCCCUCUUUGGGAUAUUUUAAUUUUUUAAGAAAAUCAACAAAUGAUUUCAGUCCAGAUGGGACAUAGGAGCACAUGCUGAGAAGGAACUUUUCUAGGCAGGAUAUAUCAUCAGUGGGAUUCUUGCUGGACUUUCUCAAAAGUUGUUGUUGUUUGUUGUUGUUUUAAGUAAAUAAAGGAAAGUGUGCAUAAGAACUUGAGGGGCGGGAGGGGAAAUGUUUGGGGUGGAUAUAAAUAGUAGAUGAAAUCCUUAUCUCUGGGACAGGAGCUGGUGUGGUCCAACUCAAGCCAUCUUGGAGAAUUUGCUUCCAAAGGAGAGCUAUGUAAUGUAUAUAUGUGAAGAGCUUACAGUUCUCGAUUUCCUGCUUGGAGGUGUAACCUAAAAGGCAUGCUCUCUUGGACUAACAUUUAGACUUGUCUUAGGAGGCAAAAGGCAACCAUAUUCCUCUUGAUUCUAAAUACCUACUAAGGCCUUUGGCAUGGCAACUAACUGAAGAGCUGUGUGAUAUUUCCACCUUACUUCCUUGCUUGACUGAACUGAAUUGCCUUUUGCACAUGUUCAUCUGGCCAGUCUGAGGAGCUGGAACUGAUUAGAUACGGUUGCCCUGCAUCUUGGAAUCAGAGCGAUUUUCCUGGUCUCGCUUCUCCCAAGCUGUGACUUUGGAAAACGGGUUCCUUGAAUUAGCCAAACCGCCUCUGUGACAGUUUCCUGUGUAUGGCCAUUUCUUUCCUGUUGCCUAAAACCAGAUUACAUUAGCUAAGACUUAAAGCCUUUUCAGGAUUCUCAUCUUCAGUGUCACCGCAGGCUCUUCUUCUGAGCUAGUGGGGUGGGAGGCAGAGAAAAAGGCAAACUAGCUGGAAACCCGGUUAAAAGGUUACCUGGCAUUUUGCCAUGACAUACUGAAACUUUUGCAUACACCCACUGCCCUGAAAUGCCUUUUGUAGGCCAGGUGGCCUCGAGCGGUUCCUUUGUAGCCUUUUCUUUGAGAAGUAAACCUGUGUAAAAUAAAAUAAAAAAUAGAAAGGUGGGGAGGGGGGAAUAGCCAGCUUUUAAACCUUUGUCUCUUUGCAAUUAUAUAAAGACCAGAAUGUGUGUUGUUGGAUCUUUUCUCUCUCUCUUUUAAGAAUCAUUCUUAAAGGAUGUCCUGUUUGCGGGUUGCCAUUUGCCUCCUUGAAUGAAAAAGAGAGCACUUCAAAAUGGAGGGGAAGAUGUUUCGCAUCUCAGGCAGGAGCCUUGCACCAUUGGGCCUAGCCCUCUCCCUCAGAGCUCGUCAUCUUCUAGCUAGCCUGAGCUGUUUGUUUACAGCAGGGACUCCUGUACAGAUGAAAUGUUUCUCAGGUUCAAGAACAAAAAAUUAAAAUAUUGUAUCUGAGAGGUAUAAGCGAAGUUUUUUUAACCAUUCCCUAGAUCAAGCCUUGCCUGAAACUUGGAUUUUUAAAAAUCUGCACAAGAGGUGCAGGUGGAUUUCAGAGUCAGAUAAGCAGUUACGUGAGACAACCUUGGCCUGGUCAUGUCACCUGUUCUGUAGGAAAUGAGGGAGAGACGGUGUCUUGCUGAUCCCUGGAUCCUUCCUCUGUUGUAAAAUGGUGGCAUUAUUUGAAGUAAAUAAAUAAAAGGAAAUGGAAUUCAGUAGAAGCUGUGUCGUCUCAUCCUUUGCAGCGUUAGGGUUAUAAAACAAGCAUGGACUUUUUCAAAGAGAUGCAGCAUCAUUAACCCCAAAUAGAUUUUGGUAAGUUGAUGCUUGGCCAAAGAGGACACAUGAUGCUGCAUUUGGGCUGGCUAGAAAAGUAAUGACUGAGCUGUUCAAAGGAGUCAUUUGACUUUUAGUUUCCCAUACUCAAUGUUUGAAAACAAGUUACCAUUAGCCACAGCCAGUAUGGCCAUUGGUCAAGGACAAUGGGAGUUGUAGUCCUAAAAUCUUGAAGGCACCAGGUCGAUCAGUCCUUCCCAUUUGGUCUACCUUUGUCCAUUCACAGUGCAUUUUGGGGGAGAGGAGAUAAUAUGCAGGAUCUGUAAGAACAGGUUGGCUUCUGCAUCUUUGCUCUCUUAAUUCUACCAUAUAUUUUGAUUCAAAACAUUUGCAGGCUUUAACAUCAAUCUGAAAUGUGGUGCUAUUGUUCGGCUUACCCGGGAAACAGUAUCUCUGUGUGCCUAAAUAUUGACAGGAUGACCAAUGACUCUUCUUCCCCUGAACAGUGAGAAGCCUGUCAAUAGAGGGCCAAACUAUCACCAUUUGUACAUGUUGCAGUAUCAAAUCAAAUUAUGUAGGAGGCUUAAAGAGAAAGCCUAACAGGUAUAGAUAUUUUCAGGCUGAUUGCAUCCUAUGUAAUAUAGUGCAGAGGAAAGACACCGGAAGCAUCCAUCGUUACCACUGCUUGCACAUUCAUGCCACGAGGCUGUUGCAAUAGCCGUGCAAUCUGUUACCGAUGCUAUGUUACUAGGUAGUUAAGAUAAUACAUACUUUAAUAGGCUUGGGCACUGAAUCAGUCAUAAUCACCGCAGCACAUUCCUACAAUGCCUAAUUAGCAAAAGUGCAUACAUUUAAAGUACUGUGGAGUGUGUAUGAUGCCACAGUGACACGCCAGCCAUAGGUACAAAGGCAGGUGCUGAGAAGUGACUGAGCUUGAUGGAAUCUGGAGAAACAUAGCCAUAGACAAUUAGGCUGUUAGAAACCAUGCCACUUGGAUGUAGUUAGAAAAUAAUACACAGAGAUUUCAUGCUGGGAAGAGGGGGCCAGAAUCACUUGAGUUUCCAGAUUCCAAAUGGAAGGGAAACCUGUGCCGAGAGUGGUUGUGUAGUGAGGAUGCAGUUUCAUCUAUUCCCCCUUCUGUGCAGUUAUUAAAGGCACAAGAACAGGCAGGACACCACAAAAUGCCCCUCAACACAAUUUUUAUUUACACAUUUAUCCAAAUGUUCAUGCUGUCUUUUUGUAGCCUGGGCAGCUUACGAAUAAAAGGUUAAUGGAAAAGCACCAGAAUCGCAUCUCCAAAAGCAAAAAUUCAUGGGUAAGCAGAAAAUAAAAAGAUUGCCCAGCAUUAUUCAAAAGCCAAUUGCUCUCCACAAUAAAAUAAAUAAAUAAACUGCAUUCUUUUUUUAAUUAGAUAAGAAUUAGAUUGGAAGAGCUCUGCAUCUUCCAUUGGGAGGAUAUUCCAGAGUUUGAGGGAAACUCCUAAAGGUCCUGCUUUGACCAGUGUAUGUUCUUUUAUGAAAGUACUUGGGGUAGGACCUCACCCAGUGACUGCGAUUGUCAUAGGAACGUAGGCAACUGUCUUAUAUCAGGUCAGGUCAGACCCUGGGUGCAAUAUUGUCUAGUUCAAUAUUGUCUAUGCUGACUGAAAUAGGGAGGAUCCUAAAAACAGACAUCUCAUUGCUCAUGGCCAGAUUUUAAAAAGUGCAUCUUCUACAUUUGUCAGAAACUCAGGUUGCCAGGCACACUUCUGUGGAGAGAGAGUUCCACAAUCUAGAAGCUACCACAGAUAAUACCCUCUCCUGGGCCACCCCUCCUCUACUGAGGGCAAUAGAACUACCAAUAGGGCAGGGUCUGUAGGUGAGGAGGUGGUCUUUCAAAUACCAGGGACCUAAGUCCUUUAGGGCUUUAAACACUAAUGUGAACACCUUGAACUGGGCCCAGAAACAAACCGGCAACCAAUGCAGCUGUUUUAAAACUGGUUAUGUGAGAUCUAAACAGAACCUCAGCCAGUAAUAUGGCUGCUGCAUUUUGGAGCAAUUAACAUUUCCGAGUCAUCUUCAAGGGCAGCCCCUCUUAGAGUCCAUUGAAAUAAUGCAGUUUGGAAGUUAACAGAGCAUGACAUACAGUGGCCAUAUCUGUCCAGAGGGAACUGUAGCUAGAAAAAGUAGCCACUGGGGAAACCUGAGUCUCCAGCGACAGUGUUU